AUGUACGAGUACAAAUAUUAUUAUCAUUAUGAAUUUGAUACUAUAUUUAGUGAUGAUGAAUGGAAUCUUGUAAUUGAAAAAAGCCCAUUUGUUAUCCAAGGGUCAAUAAUCCCAGAUACCGUAUCAACUAUAGUCCACAAUGCAGCGAGAAAACAAACCAUAAAUCAAGAUAGUUAUAUUAUUGCAAACAAAGAUCCCUUGUGCAGGUCAGCAGCACAAAUUUUCAAUGGAUUGCGACAAACUCUACCAAUGACAUCACCAGUAAAAACAACUGAAGAUGAACAUUGUAACAAAUUUUUAAAUGUUUAUAUCAAUAAUGUUUUUACUGCACAAAAGCGAUAUGAGGUCAAAUUUAAUUGUUCUUUAUUAGAAAGUAUGCAGAGACCUGAUUUUUUAUGCACUAUAGAUGAUGUGCCAUUUUUAAUAUCAGAAAUAAAACCACUUGGGACAAGUCCUCUACUAAAGAAAAAUGAUUUCAAAAAAGCACAUUUAAGAGCCAAGGAUGCAGUAAACCAACAACUGAACAAAAAAUAUGGACCGGGUAAAGUUGUACUAUUGAUUAAUGCAGGAAAUUCACUGAAAUCAUUUAUCAUGGAUCAGUACAAUGGAAUGUAUCGUUCAUGGGGUUAUAUGACCACAAAACUAGCUACAGACAUACCUGGAUCAAAAGAAGAUGAAUCAGAUGAUGAGUCAGAGGCUGGGAGUGAGAGUGGAUAUGAUGGAGAUGAAGAAGAAAGGGAGGAUAGUGAUGAUGAAGACAAAUUAUGUGAAGAAGCAACGGCUGAAAAAUUAGUGGACCAAGUCCAGCCACCAAUUGACAAACUAACUUUAAGAUGUCUAUUCUUCUUUUUCAACAGAGUGGCGAGAAAACAAACCAUAAAUCAAGAUAGUUAUAUUAUUGCAAACAAAGAUCCCUUGUGCAGGUCAGCAGCACAAAUUUUCAAUGGAUUGCGACAAACUCUACCAAUGACAUCACCAGUAAAAACAACUGAAGAUGAACAUUGUAACAAAUUUUUAAAUGUUUAUAUCAAUAAUGUUUUUACUGCACAAAAGCGAUAUGAGGUCAAAUUUAAUUGUUCUUUAUUAGAAAGUAUGCAGAGACCUGAUUUUUUAUGCACUAUAGAUGAUGUGCCAUUUUUAAUAUCAGAAAUAAAACCACUUGGUACAAGUCCUCUACUAAAGAAAAAUGAUUUCAAAAAAGCACAUUUAAGAGCCAAGGAUGCAGUAAACCAACAACUGAACAAAAAAUAUGGACCGGGUAAAGUUGUACUAUUGAUUAAUGCAGGAAAUUCACUGAAAUCAUUUAUCAUGGAUCAGUACAAUGGAAUGUAUCGUUCAUGGGGUUAUAUGACCACAAAACUAGCUACAGACAUACCUGAAUAUGAUAACAUUAGGUUUGAAGAGGCUGUUAAGUUGUUAUCACAAUUUCGUGAAAACUUAUUAGAUUCACCAAAUUCAAAUCCUCCAAACUUCUUAAUAUUCAAAACUGCUCUCAGACUUAGUAGAGUAAAUCUGAAAAAAUUGGGACACAUAAACCAAUAUAUUGAACUAAUAAAAAACAACCCCAAAGAACUUGGGGAAUCAUUGGGAACUGUUAUUUGGCAUUCAAGACCUGAAAUACGUGAAAAAAAAAAAGAAUUAGAGGACCCACAAAAUCUAGAUCAAUAUUUUAAUGGAUUUCCUAUAUACAUACGACAUUCUUUUCACGUUGGUAUGUCAACCUUUACUGAAAAAGAGAUAGAACAUUUUGAGAAUACCUUUUCCUUACUAUGGAAUUUAUAUGGAAGAGAUUUUGAUGUUGCACAAGUUCAAGAAGAACUAUGGAAAAAUUUAAAUAUGGAGGGCAUUCCAGUUCCUGUGCCAGUCUCAACGCCAAUAUACCAAAAAUUCGAAGAAAAUAAUCCUGAAGUUAGUCUUUGCGUGUAUAAAUGGUCUAAUGAAAAUAAGCGUCUUGAGUUCCAACUGGUUUAUAACCAUAGUAAGCACAAAGAGCGGAAAUACCUUUGCCAAUAUUGCCUUCAUGAAUGUUCAGGAAUAAAUGGCGCGCCACAAGAGCCAAAAGUUCCAAAAUUAGAAAAGAGCACCAAGGCGUUCUAUAACCAUAAAUGCAUGCCCAAUCCUUACCGAAUAUUUUGGGACCUCGAAUGCUUAACUACAAAGCUAACCCCGGAAGAGAAGGCCCAAUUAACCCGUACUGAAAAAAUUCAGCGACAUAUGCCCUGUGGAUAUAGUUAUGCGGUUGUCCGCAUGGACACUAGCAGAAUUCGAGCAGAUUUAUCUGCACUUGCCGAAAUGGUUAUGGAACCUGGGGACUAUACAAGGCAUAGAAUGGCAACGGAAUGCUGGAUUUGCAAGAAAGAUUUUUCGGCUUGCAAAGAAAAAGAUAUGAAGUUGUCUGCAGAUUUACUUCUGACAGACCUAGAUCAAUAUAUGUUAGUAGAGAGGGGAAUUCGUGGGGGCAUGUCUAUGGUUAGUCAACGUUAUGACAAAGCUAAUAAUCCGCAGUGUUCUAUUAUGAUGAAAGCAAGCCGAAUUCAUGGGAUAUGUAUGAGGAUAUGA
Entrophospora sp. SA101 is the source of this 2559-nucleotide messenger RNA. The record is from the annotation of a GenBank genome assembly. Lineage: Eukaryota; Fungi; Glomeromycota; Glomeromycetes; Entrophosporales; Entrophosporaceae.